AUGUCUGAAACAGCACCUGCCGCUUCUGCUGAGCCUGGACCUGCAACAACCAGUGUGCCGGUUCCAGCCCCAACAGAGAAGGCGCCGAUGAAGAAAGCCAAGCGAGGAGGGCGGCCUAAGGCUGUGGGUCCCCCUGUGUCGGAGCUCAUAACCAACGCGGUGGCCGCCUCCACUGAGCGUAAUGGGGUGUCUCUCGCGGCUCUCAAGAAGAUCCUCGCUGCCAGCGGCUAUGAUGUGGAGAAGAACAACAGCCGCAUCAAGUUGGGCUUGAAGAGUUUGGUGAGCAAAGGCAUCUUGGUACAGACCAAAGGUACCGGGGCUUCAGGUUCCUUCAGGCUCAACAAGAAAGCGUCUCCAGGUGAAACCAAGAACAAGGCCAAAAAGGUACCUUCGGCUAAAGCGAAAAAACCUGCUGCCAAGAAGCCUAAGAAAGCUCCUGGGUCGGUAACUGGCAAGAGCGUAAAGACUCCAAAAAAGGCGAAGAAGCCCGUGGCUGUGGGAGCCAAGAAAGCAGCCAAGAGUCCCAAGACCAGUAAAGCCGCCAAGCCUAAGAAAGUGGUCAAGAGUCCAGCCAAGACCAAGGCAGUGAAACCCAAGGCCAAGGUUGCCGCCAAGUCAAAGGCUGUUAAGCCCAAGAAGGUGUUGCCCAAGAAGAAGUAAAU
This is a messenger RNA of Trichosurus vulpecula (common brushtail), 662 nucleotides long. Its product is annotated as histone H1.4-like. The transcript has a single exon. Gene Ontology annotation, molecular function: DNA binding; structural constituent of chromatin. Gene Ontology annotation, biological process: nucleosome assembly. Gene Ontology annotation, cellular component: nucleosome. Lineage: Eukaryota; Metazoa; Chordata; Mammalia; Diprotodontia; Phalangeridae. Bases 1 to 660 code for a protein of 219 amino acids. The record is from RefSeq and is a predicted model, not a curated record.